UAAAUUAUAGAUAGCGUCUAAUCAGAGUCUAUAAUUAUUUCAUUAUUGUGUAACAACAGUAAUUAGUAUAAAGAGUAUUUCACACGUGGUCUCUUUAUUGUUAACGUAACGUAUUUAAUAAGUUUUAACAAGUGAAAAUUAGAGUUUUUAUAUAUUAAAAGUAACCUAGCCCGCGCUGACAAUGUCGCCAUCUUGUGGACUUGCAUGAUUUGAUAUGAACAGUUUUGGAUUCAAGUUUACAGAUGACGACGUCGAUGUAUAAAGUUUGCAGAAUGAUUCCGCGUUGUUAAAAAAAAGAGAUGAUAAAUAUAAGACUGUUCUCUACAAGUAUAUGGGGGACUUUGGAGCUGCCAGUCUCUUCUCGAGUACCCCAGCGUCUGGGUGCAGACAAACAAGCACCUCCUCAACGGUGACGCUGCUGAGCAGCCAGGUGGGAGCAAUGCAAGACGAUUUGCUGAUUGAAAAGCAGGGCAGCGCUAAAGCGGCGCCCCUUUCACCUGGAUUAGACCCAACUGGUGUUCAGGAUAAAUCCAAGGACGCGUCUGAAGCUGAGAGUAUUGCUAUUGCCCCCACAACUCCCUCAUCCAUGGACAAGGACAUCACGUCUUGUGGCACGACCUCAAGUCUCCAAGGAUUCACUGACCCCGUGAGAGUACCAAGUCUCUGGGCAACUGCUCCGGAAGAUACUGGACUUCAUGCAUUACCUGUUAAUGGCUCGAUCGCUACCUUCCAAAACUUUCCAACUGGCGCUCCUGGACUUUUUGCUGGAUCUGGAGCACGUCGAGCCAUUACUGCAAGCCAUAACUUCCCCCAACAUGGGAAUGCUUCGCCAGCAGGUAGUAGACAUAGUCUUCAAGUCGGAAAUCAGCCGCAAACUCAACAACAAGCUCAACAGGCUCAGCAAACUAGUCAACAACCCCCUUCGUCACAUACUGGAGUUUAUCUCCAAGGCAAAGGUUAUGCUGCAUGGUCUGGAGGACCUCAAGCACCUCAACAAUGGGGUGGUGGACCUCAAACGGCAGCUAGUCCAGCAUUAUCACCUUGGAGUCGAGGUCGGUCAGUACCCAAUUUACCACCGCUACAUUCUUCAUUACAUGCAGCUGCAGCAGUUGCUGCAGCGGCUGGACUUCAAGGUAGAAAACCUAGUCCAACAUUUCCUGGUCAUCCAGGACCUAACCAAGCUCAUCCAUCAAAUAUUAGUCCAGUUAAAUUCCGUCGGAGCACGUCAUAUCCUGGAAAAGGAAAUUUGUAUCCACCACAACCUGCACCUACUUUUGAAGUCACUACUGCUGACGAACGAGAUCUUUUACAACUUCCAUAUCAGCAGGAUCGUAUGACGGCGAAUGGAAACUCUCCACUGGACAAUAUGAGAAGUCUGGAGCACUAUUUAAGUGACAUAAUGCGGGCAGGAGUAGCAGACACACCGGAACAUCUAAAGGGAUUUAUCAACUGUAAUGCCACUGCGCUUCAGUCACUUGCUCAACUGCAUGGGAAAUCUCCAUUCUUUCCGGGACUGGAAGACCAGGGUGGAACCUUGCUGGAGGAUCCAACAGGCGGUGGACAACUAGAUGGCGUAGGAGUAGGUGUAGGGGUAGGUGUUGGAGUAAAUGUAGGUGUUGGCGUUGGAGGAGGCAUCACCGCACCCCAGACAGCACCGCUUUCAUCACCAAGUCGUAGCAGCCCUCACAGUCAAGGCAGCGAGACAGGCGAGCGGUUCUCCAGGAAAGUCUUCGUCGGCGGUCUGCCACCGGACAUUGAUGAAGACGAAAUCACUGCGAGUUUCCGGCGCUUCGGACAGCUGGUUGUUGAUUGGCCACACAAAGCAGAAAGCAAGUCAUACUUUCCCCCCAAAGGUUACGCUUUCCUCCUAUUCCAGGACGAAGGCUCAGUUCAACAGCUAAUUGACGCUUGCAUCCAAGAUGACGACAAGCUCUAUCUCUGCGUCAGCUCGCCCACGAUUAAAGACAAACCUGUUCAAAUUCGUCCUUGGCGCUUGAGUGAUGCAGACUUUGUGCUUGAUGCUUCAAUGACUUUAGAUCCACGGAAAACAGUGUUUGUAGGUGGAGUACCACGACCUUUAAAAGCUGUUGAAUUAGCAAUGAUUAUGGAUCGGCUCUACGGUGGGGUUUGUUAUGCCGGAAUUGACACUGAUCCUGAACUCAAAUAUCCCAAGGGUGCUGGCAGAGUGGCGUUUAGCAAUCAGCAGAGUUAUAUCAGUGCUAUCUCAGCACGAUUUGUUCAACUGCAACAUGGUGAUAUUGAUAAGAGGGUUGAGGUUAAACCGUACGUAUUAGACGAUCAAAUGUGUGACGAAUGUCAAGGCCAGCGUUGUGGUGGAAAGUUUGCGCCCUUCUUUUGUGCAAACGUCACUUGUCUUCAAUAUUAUUGUGAACAUUGUUGGGCAACAAUUCAUUCAAGACCAGGGCGAGAAUUCCACAAACCACUGGUGAAAGAGGGUGCAGACAGACCUCGUUCAGUACCCUUUCGCUGGUGAUAACCCCAACUGCGUCGUUCCUAAUUAUCUCGCAGUCCUAGCUAAUUAACUAUCACUUCUACAAGCCUCUUAUACCUUUAUCUACUAUUACUACUACUACUAUUCUACUAUUUGAUCAUCACUAUUCUAUACUAUUACUAUUAUUGCUACUACUUACUGCUAUUCCACACCGUUUUAUUACUAUUACUACCGUUGGAGCAGAAUCGACACCCACCUAUAAAUUGGUCGCGUCAACUAGGACGAGGCUAAGUUUCGGCGUCGCCUCGGGCUUCCUUCGAUCUUCGGCCGUGAUUACGAGCAAUUUUAAAAUCACAAGAAGAGGAAUAUACAUCUGCUAGAGUCUGUCAUAUGAUUAUUCUUCUACUGUAACCACUAAUCAAUUCUUCAGACUUGAUAUUAUCGAGAGGAGUUAACACAAGUUGGAUAAUAAUAUGAAGAUCGUCACCAUGGUUGAAGAUUAUGUGUUUUUAUGUAAGCAUGUCAAGAUGUGUAGGGAUUUAAAUAAUGAAAACAAAAAAUUAAAUAACAGGGAAAUCAAAAAAAUGAAAAAAAUAAAAAAAAAGAAGUCGCGUGCCGUACGCGGUUGAAUGUUAAUGAAAAAUUCACGCUUUACUGCUGUGUAUUAGACAAUUCUAUCGCAGUUUCUAGUAAUAAGGACUUAUAGGCUACGUUACGUAGGCAUGAAUAUUGCGCAGAGUGGCCGUAUGUAUAGGAAACGGCGAAACGAGAGAAGAAUAGGUGGAAGUAAUAUUGUCGUUCAUUGUUUGUUUUUUCUUUGCUUAUCAGAACUUGAGAGAAGUUUGACCCACGAUGCUGAGAGGAUAACCCUAGUCUCGUGAAUCAUUGAAAUAAUUCUAGAGUCAAUUUAAAUACCUUCUACCCACGAGCAUUGACAGUGUUAUCAUUUCCUCUCAUCGUCUUGGCUAAGUCUUCUCUUCUGUUGAAUUCAGUUUGAAUUUUUGCGAAAGCACAGAUCUAAGAGAAAUCGAUUAGAAAAGUAUGUCAAUACCUGAGAAAUAACUAAACUAAGAAUUAUCAUUUGUUACGUUUUUUUUAGCUUUUUAUCACUAAACUAUUAUGAAAGCUAAAAAAUUCGUCAUUGGAUCCUCUUAGUUGCGCAUGAGAUCCUCAAUUUGUAAAUACCUAGUAUCUAUUUCCCUUCUAUAAACAAUUGAUAGGCGCAGUAUCAGCGGUCAAGAUAAGCACACUUUUUCCCUGACAAUUAAUUCUCGGUGUAGAUAAUCAAACGGUGCAAUUGCGUAUGUAAUUGAAAUAAAUUUCAAGCGUAAUCACCCGGCCGGGAUUUCACUCACUUCACUGACUAAAUAAAAAAAUUUCACACAGACACCUUAUGCAUACACAAACGCGUAAGAUAGACAUAUGAUAGGGAACAAUAGUCAGGUGCAGUGAUACAUGAGACAACGUUUGUGAAAGAUGAUUAACGCAUUAAAAUAAGGUGGAAUUUUUCAACAAACACACUCUUGUAUACACAUUACAUACAUAUUAUUAAUAAUUAUAAUAACUAUUACCAUACAUGAAAAAAAAAAAUCACGCAAUUCAUAAUAUCACAUACACGCAUACAAUACCUUAUGAAGGAAAAUUAGAGUAAAGGUAUAAAAAAGUAAUCUCCACAACUAUAUAUAUACAUAUAUAUAUUUAUUUUUUUGGUCUCCUUUUUGUAUAUAUGCUCGCCGCCGAUAGAAAUGGCGGCAAUUACAUAGGUAACCGCCCUCGUGCACGAGUGAGAUUAAAGCCACGCGCAAAAGAAGCCGCGAGAAACAAUAUCAUUUUCUCUCUCUUUCUCUCUCUCUCUCUCUCUCUGAUAUCGAGCCAAAGUUUUUUGCGCGAGGCUCGCGCUCAUAAAUAGUCAAGUUCAAGAGUAGUCCUCAAUGAAUUUUAAAUGAAAAUAACCACACGUGGAAAAUCCAUUAAGUAUAGGAAAAUGAGAGUAAGAGUUGGAGAAGCAAAAAAAUAAAAUACAAGAGUUUACGCGUCCGACACACGAUUUCAAAGCAGUUUCAAUCUUCUCUUGUAAGAUCUUCUCGAUCAUAUUUGAUAAUAAUAACAAAAUUGUGAAGUAAACAAUUAAAUGAAGCCAAUGCCGUAAAUAAUUACCAACGAGGCGAUGAUAGAAAUAAUAUAUUAGCGUUCGCAAUCUAAAAGAAAAUUAAAUUUAUUGUAAAACUAAAUUGGGAAAAACUAUUAAGAGUUACCAAGUUAAAUGAAUUUCUUUAUAACCAAGACUCUGUUGAGUUUUGUAAAAUAAAAAAAAUAAGAUGAAUUGUAUAAAACAAAAAUAAAAUAAUUAAUUUUUUUGUAAUGUCUUAAAUAAUGAAUAUUAUUAAAAAAAAAAAAAGAAGAUUUUAAAAAUUUGUAUAAAUAAUUGGAGAUAAUUCGUUAUCAUUAAUUAAUAAAUGACAAAUUAAUGUUACUAUACGAUUUCGAAUGCGAACAUCAUUAAAUUCAAAAAAAAAAAAAAAAUAUAAUAGCAAUUUAAAAGAAAAAUGAACGCGUGAAAUUGUGAGAGAUUAACGAGCAUUAGUUAGUGCAAUUUUACUACAAGUCCUGGCUUCUUGUGUCAGGACGAAAUUUUUAGAUAAUGAUUAUAGAACAGAAAGAAAUCAAGAUUAAUAAAAUACAGAUCUCUGUGUUUUAUGAAUCAAUAGAAGAAAUCUUGAAAAAAAAAAACCGUUCUCGGAUGAAUUUAUAAAUAUAUUAUAUAUGAAUAUAUAUAUAUAUAUAUUUAAAAUUAUAUAUAUACAUAUAAUACGAGAAGCAUAACGCGAUUCAUACAUUUUAGGCAUGAAUUUAUUGUCUGCGGAAGUGGGUUAUAACGCAUUUCUUUCUCACACGUUAAUCCACAAGAAAAGAUAUAUACGGAUUCGUAUGUACACGCGCGCACGUUUACACUUUCAUACAAAACAAAUUGCCUGCAUAAAUUGGAAUUUUAUCCGAAAUAAAAUGCUAGCUAAACACAUAACAUGUUACCAACAUACACAUAAAGUACAUAUACAAAUAACAACAUAAACAUGGACAAAUAAAUAAACAACACGCGUGCACGUUUUAAUAAUUUAAUUAAACAAUCUCAUACUUCUCUGGCAAUAGAUGUGCAUAGCUUUACUAUCUAUCUUGCAAAGUCAUCAAAUUUUUACGUGUCGUACGUUUUCCGUGGUCCUUUGAUAAAUAAUAUUCAAUUGUGUGCAAUAAUUAUCUUCGUUACACACGAAUUGCGCCAGGCAUUUACUCAACUUGCAAAUGUUCGUAUAACAAGUUGUUGUAAAUUUCAUUCUACUACAUUUAUAAUCCGAUGUAUGAAACAAUUAUAUUUUUGUGGUAUGUAGUUAUAUUGAACUAAAAAGAAAAAAAAAACAAACAAAAUACGAAAAGAAAAAUCGUACAUUUGUCGCGCAGUAUUGACAAUCGUCUGGAUGUAUUAGUAAAUUGGUUGGAAUCGAGGCCGCUGCAUAUAAAAGGUUUACUAUUGUUAACGACGACAGGUUUUCAAGUGAGUCGGACUUUUUUAUUUUAAUUUUUUCGAAAAACAAAAAAAAUAAACGAUUGCCGCUCGAUAACGAUUAAAUUAAUUAGCGUGAAAAGCAGCGUCAACUGAAAUAAAUAAAUAAAAAAACCUUGACAAUACAGUCGCUCGUUUGGAGCAUACGAUCAAUGUAUAUUGACGUGAAAUGUGCAGGUAAAAGAAUGGUCCAAACGAUCGGAUGUAAGCACCUUGUUAUAGGUAAUCAUCUAUUAUACGCAUUCGUCGGUAAUCUGAUCGUUCAAGACACGUGACCAUAGUGCAGUAUCGGUUCCCUUGAUAUGGGAUACGUGAGAUGGUCAGUACGAAUAUUACAAAAUAAUAAAAACGUGUGAGCUGAAAUAAAACUCGAUACACACAUGGGCACGUUAGAUGACAAGUAAAAGAACGGGAUAGUUGAUUAAAUCGAAUAGAAAAGAAAUAAUAAUAAAUAUAUUAGGUGUGAUUCUUCACCUCCUUUGUAAUAUGUGUGAUAAAAGCAUCAUGUAUUUAUAUAUAUAUUUCAUCUUUAGCAAAGGAAAGAAAAAGAAAUAGAGAUAUUUAUAUAUAUAAAUAUAUUAAUAAUUAUAAAUAAUAUAAAUAUAAAAUACUAAUAUAUAAUUGAUAAUAAUAAUAUUAAUAUUGAUAAUUAUAAUAAUUAAUAAUGAUAAUGAUAAUAUUAAUAUUAAUUAAAAUAUUUAAUAUAUUGCUACAUACCUUAUGAGGGAUGUACUUGAAGUUAGGUACUAAUUGCACGAUACGAAAAUCAUUACAAUAUAAAAUCACCUAAGACAACAAUAAUCAUAGAAAAAAAAAUGUUACUCUUGAUAUUUGCUGUUUUCAUGACGGCAAUUUUAUUAUCAGAUCCAAAAGUAACAUUGAAGAUUCAAAAAAUGGAUUAAUAAACAAAACCGACAUUAAAUUUCAAUUUAUCAUAUUCGAACUAUUCGUUCGAUCAGUGGAUUUAUAAAUAAUAAAUAUAUAUAUAAUUAAUAAAACUAAUUAAUUAAUCUAUGAGGCAUGAGGCGCGAGAUGAAGACGCGAGGAAGGAAGAGUAACAAUGGUAGUCAUUCAAUAAUAGAUUUGUAUUUUUCAGUGUUGAAAAAUUUUUUAUACCGCUGUUAUAUUCUUGUCUAAAUAUCUUAGUUUUCAGUGUGACAGAAGAAUAAUGUAUGAGCGAAAAUAAAUAGGUCAAAAUGUAUGAGUGGUCAUGAGAGAGUAUAGAGUACGGGCAUCGUCGAUACGUUUGAAUUAUUACGUGUGAAUAAAAAAAAAAACGAUUAUAAUAAUUAAUAUAAAUAAGAACAAUGAAUUUUUUAAGUGCUAAAAAAACAAAUCAAUUUUUCGGUAUUAGCCAAUUACAAUUAAUGUUUGUUAUAAAUUAUUCAUUACAAUUAAAUGUAUAUUCGCCAUAACUUAAUGAAAAAAAAAAAAUUGUAUAAUGCGCGUGAAAAAUUUUUAAUCGAUUGCCGGGUCGUUAGUAUGUCAGAUUGAAGUGAUAAAUUUUUUUUACCUUUUUUAAAUAUUUCAUUGGCUUAAUUAUAUAUAUAUAUUAAAUGGAAAAACAAAUAAUAAUAAUAAUAUUUUUAAUAUCAAUAGUAAUAGUAAUAAUAACAAUGACGACUGUAGUUACUAUUAUUAUUUUUAUUGUUUGUUAUUAUUAUUAUUAUUAUUAAUUAAUUAUACUUUAUUAUGCAUACUCAACAUUUACAAACAUAACACACCUCGUACCUAUGUAGAGGACCACUGCUGCUCAUCCUCCAAUAUAUAAUUGUUUUUUUGUCCGCGAAUGUUUAAAAUAAAUUUUUAUUUUUUUACACAGAGUUAUUGUAAAAUGUAAUAAUUAUAGAAAAAUCUUAGUAUCUAUAAAAAAUGAACUCCGGAUAUUGUUUUUUUGUUAAUAAUUACAUAUAAAUAUAUAUAUUUUUUUUAAAUAAUAAAGUAAAUAUCUAACAUAAUAAGUUCGUGAACCUGAGAAAAAUAAACUAAAGCAAAUAUCUAAUUCAUGAGAAUAAAAAAAAAAAAAAAUCUUGUGAAAGAAAAAGGCAUUACCCAAAAAUGAUUUGUUAAUUUUUUAAAAUCAUUUCUGCGGUUUUCUCAGAUGAACGACGAGUAAACACGAGUUUCCGGUCGUUUUCAUUCCCGGAAGUUUGCGGUGAUUUUUUAAAAAACCACACAAUUAUUAUUACUUAUACAGCUAUUUUUUAUUAUCGAACAUAACUAUAAUUAUUACUAUUAAUAAUUAAUAUUAUUACACUUAUUAUUAUUUUUUUUUAUUAUCAUCAUCACCAUCCAUCGUUAAUAGGUAGAAUCGUUAUUAUAUGAUAUAUAUCGUAGAGAUCUCCACAUACCAAAGAUACAUACAACACACACUUACACCAACACAACACAUUAGCACGCACACAAAAAAACACUGACACAAGAUGAGCAAAUUUUUCCCGCCCGUCAAUGCAAUACAUACACUUUUUUCUUUUUCUUUUUUUAUUUCAUUAAUUAAUACUAUUGAAUACAAUACCGAAGAACAUUUUGCUAUUUAAUUCGGCCAAUUAAUUAAUUAAUUAAUAACUAAUUAUAUAAAUAUCAUCAUCUUUUAACUCAUAUCGUGCGAGUGCCGUUUUUUAGUCUAGUUAAUGAAAAAAAAAAAUGCCUAAAUUUUUUGAAGGUAUUUUUUUGCGAUUCAUGACCUGACCGCAUGCGCACUAGAUGUAAAUUAUGAUUUAAGUUAUAGUAAAGAGAGGUAAAAAAAUAAAUAAAUUAGAAAAAAAAGAGAUAAAGUGGAGAAGCAGAAACUUAUCGUGAAUGCGUCAAGUAUCGCGUCCCGUCUUUUAGGAAAUAGGGAUUUAAUAGAGGUAAGACUUCGUUCGAAGCAGCUGGGAGUAGUGCAAUGUUUUAAUGGACUGGGUUUGAAGUGUGAGGAAGGAAGUGUUCACGAACAACAAGGCAUUCGUAUUGAAAAGAGAAAAGUAACGUUUGAAAAUUUACGAGGUAAACCGCGUGCAAGACGUGGGAAAAGUUUCUAAUUGAAGUUAUCCUUUAGUAACAUCACUAGUCAAACUCGUUAAGGUGAUUAAAAGCAUGCUUGUUACCUUAAAACGACGAAAAAGAAACUAAAUAGACAUCAUUACAUCUCGAAUGGUCUUUCGUUUCGUGAGACUUCACCUCCACUUUGUUUCCUUCAUGAGUUUGUUAGUAUGAUAAAAGAAAUGAAGAAGAGAAGAAGGAUAAGAAGGGAAAGCAAACGGGAAACCGGUUCGACAUGAUUCCAUGAACUUAUUUCAUGGGUAUGAAUGUAAAGAGAAAGAUUAAAUAAAUGAUUAUAAGAUUAAAUUAAUGCUGAAAAUUUUCGUAUGUGUAUAAUACGUUUUAGAGUACCAAUUAUAACUACGUGUGUUUUCUAGUGAAUGAGAUGAGAUUUUUGAUUGUCUAGUAAAAUUGAUAAGUUGGUUUUAUUAUUUUUAUUCUUUCCUUAUAUUAAUUUGUAAGUUUUUCAUGUAACGCGCACGCGAUCACACUAUUGAAAAAAAAACACAUAUACAACAAUUUUUACUAAACAUUUAUAUAUAUAUAUCACCUAUUCAAUCGAUGAAUAGAAAGUGCAAAAUAUCAAAAACACGCGCGCGCGUGUUUUUCUUUUUUACCAUUUCAAUUAAGAGAAUAAAUACAUAAAAAUACUAAAAAAUUAUUUUCUGCAAGUUAUUAUAUGUAAUACUUUUUCUGCUUCGUAAAGUAUACUAGCGAGUCGAGAAAGUGAAAUAAUAAAAGUGAGACUACGCUAGAAUAAAGAGUUUUGUAAUUUUAAAUAAAAAUUAUGUCUUGUAUA
Messenger RNA from Chelonus insularis, 9828 nucleotides. It is a transcript of the gene orb2, whose product is annotated as orb2. NCBI's taxonomy places the organism in Eukaryota, Metazoa, Arthropoda, Insecta, Hymenoptera, Braconidae. Gene Ontology annotation, molecular function: mRNA regulatory element binding translation repressor activity; ribosome binding; mRNA 3'-UTR binding. Gene Ontology annotation, biological process: negative regulation of cytoplasmic translation. Gene Ontology annotation, cellular component: nucleus; neuron projection; synapse. The record is from RefSeq and is a predicted model, not a curated record. The transcript has 9 exons. Bases 332 to 2494 code for a protein of 720 amino acids.